AUGAAGUUCCUUGCCUUCUUUUACGCUGUCUUGAGCUACCUCCUCCCUCCCGCUAUUGAAGCUCAUUCGUGGCUAGUGAAGCCUGUAUCCCGUGAGACUGGACCACGUACGACCGAUGGCACUAUUGGCUGUCCAACACUACCCCCGGUACCCCAACUUCGUUUUCCCCCGGCGAGACGAUCGAUGUUCGCUACUGGCGCAAUAACCAUCUCGGUGGAUUCAUCCGAUGGGCCAUUUCACCAGUCGGCAGUGAGACUGCCUCAGACUUUGAUGACAAAGUUUUCUUCUACACAUGCCGAGAAUCUGGACCGGAUUGUGUCCCUGCUGACGGGUCAACGAGUCGAUAUGCUGGGGAUAGCAGCGGAGAUCACACCAUUUCUUGCGUGGGUUUGGUUCGGUGUGGGCUCCAGCUACGGCAACAUCGGCUGGGCCGAACCCCAGUUUGUAUCGUGCGCAGAUAUCACGCUGACUUCCGCAGGCUCAGGCAGUGAGACUGGAUGCCCUACUUUUGUUGGAGGCGACAGAGUGACCAAAAACGAGAAUUUGGACGACGACGAGUGCUUCUACUUCUACACCAACUCGAUCGAGUCGACGCAAUACAAAGGCAGCAACGACGAUUAUGAGCAGUACUAUAUCUUCGGCAAGCCUUCGUACGUUGACAGCUGCAGUGGCCCUACUGCUGAUAGUGGGAACUCUACAAUGGCCCCUACAACGCAGAAUCCAGUCACGACAGCCCCGGCUUCAACGACCGAAAGUCCUUUAAACGCUCCGACUGCUACAUCUGCUUCAAGUGAACAUCCGGAGGCCACCUCAAAUGAAAGCAGUGUUGCGGGCGAUUCUAGUAACAUUUCCGAUGAAAGUAUCGACAAUGAAUCUCCAGAUGGAACUGUCGCGCCCGGAGGCUGUAAAAGCAAAAAUCAUUCCUGGACUCGUGGAUAA
This is a messenger RNA of Phytophthora nicotianae INRA-310, 939 nucleotides long. RefSeq lists its product as hypothetical. Lineage: Eukaryota; Oomycota; Peronosporomycetes; Peronosporales; Peronosporaceae. Bases 1 to 939 code for a protein of 312 amino acids. The transcript has 2 exons. The record is from RefSeq and is a predicted model, not a curated record.